AUGGGAGAUGCACCUGCUGUUCCUGCUCAAUUGGAUUUCGACUUGCAUCCUUCUGAGAAUGCAGGUUCAACAUUAUUACCAGCUGUUUUUGACGGAACUGGGUACAGAUCUUGGAGACGAGCUAUUCUCAAGGCUCUAUCUGUUAAAAGUAAGACUGGUUUCAUCACUGGCAAAGUUGUUAAGUCGGCUUCCACAGAUCCUUCUUUCAUGCAGUGGGAGAGGUGUGAUGAUAUGGUGACUUCAUGGAUCCUUAAUUCCCUCUCACCUGAUCUGCGCGACAGUUUACAGUAUGUUAACAAUGCCAAAGAACUCUGGGAUGAACCGGAAGAUAGAUAUAACCAGACUAAUGGUUGUAAACUCUAUCAGUUGCAAAAGGAGAUCAAUGAUCUUGUACAAGGGACUUUGGAUGUCACUGGUUAUUACACGAAGAUGAAAAAAUUAUGGGAGGAAAUGAGCACUCUUGAUGUUCACUCUCAAUGUAGUUGUUUGUGA
Molecule: messenger RNA, 492 nt
Organism: Solanum stenotomum
Lineage: Eukaryota; Viridiplantae; Streptophyta; Magnoliopsida; Solanales; Solanaceae
Exons: 2
Coding region: 1-492 (163 amino acids)
Source: RefSeq, a predicted model, not a curated record